AUGGAAAACUACCCGACCUCGCAAUUCCUGCAAACGGAAUUUGCCGAUGACGAAGCGCUUGUAGCCGUCUCGGCUCCUUCUGCGAAUGCGCUUCUUGAGCGGCAAUAUCCCCCAACACGUCUUUGCCGCAUGGCAGCGCGCUACUUGUACGGCGCCUGUCUGCACAUGUUGCCUUUCCCUCCAACGCCCAUGUCGACAUCUAUGGCUGACUCUGAUCGCUCCCCCUCGGUUCAGUCUUUUGCCAGCGCAGACAGCAUGUCAGUUCCUGCGACAUCAGUACCUGCGUCUCCGGUAGCUUCCUCGACGAUCUUGCACCAUGAGGACAUGCCUCGUGUCAUCACGGCGAUGCCUGAUAGCGCGGAUCAUGAGUUUCCUCAAAACCACCGGUUCUGCCUGAAAGACGGAAACACCAAGUUCGAGCUUGACGAUGGAAGUAUUUACAACGUUCACCGAUACUUCUUCGAGACGCACGCGCUCAAGUUCGCGGAAGAGUACCUCGAUGGCGAAGCUCUCGGGCCUAUCAAGCUCUCCGGCGUGUGCAAUGUCGACUUCGAGCGCUUUCUGUCGAUGAUCUACCCCACCACGCUCGGGAAGUUCGAUAUCACCACCGUCGAUGAGUGGACCUCCAUUCUCCGCCUAGCCACACGAUGGGCAGUAGUCGGCCUACGCGACCUCGCUAUCGAGGAGAUCAAGCCCAAGGCCACCCCCUUCGACAAAGUUGUUAUCGCUCGCGAGUUCGAGCUCGGUCAGGACUGGCUCCUCCCGGCAUUCGUUGACAUCUGCGAGAGGCCGCAGUGGCUGAAUCGUGUGGAGGCGGAAAGGCUCGGGCUGCCGACGGUCGUUGAGAUCGGUAGGAUCAGAGAAGACGCGCGCAUCUCUGGGCCCACCUUUGACGUCCACGCCGCCGUUCGAGCGACCGAGAUCUUGGUUCCCAGAGGGCGUGAAGGGGCGCAGCACAUUGAUGAUGUUCCACAGGCAACCUCGACGACGGCGUCUUCCACACUCGCAGGCGCUGCUUCCGCGACAGAUGCUCUCGCGCUCUCGGACGUAGCGUCUCUCGUAUCCUCGCCACCCGCUUCUUCCGCGCCUCAGACGCCGCAAGAACCUACGCCCGACUCCCUGCCGUCCGAGAAUCUGAGCCCCGCCGACCAGCUCGCCUACGACGCCCUCCGCAGCGCAGAAUUUGCAGAGGAGGCUAGCUUCCCUAGCACGCCGCUCAAUCGUGCUCUCUUCGCCUCGCAUCUGGCGCGUCGCAUGGCGCACGAGUCGUCCCCGGGUGCCCAGCGCCACCGCGAGUGGAGGCAGGCCCGCGUUGAUAACAUCAUUCGCGAGGUGGCUGACGCACAAGGUCCUGUUGCGACGCCGGAUGAAAUGAAAAUAUCAAGGAUAGAUGAUGACCCGCUGGGAAUGCUGCACAGUCGUCUCGCCUAUCUUCUUUGUGCGAAGCUGGCUACGUGCGGCUCUAUUCCUUGGCCCCACGCCGGCUGCGGGGAUAAAUUGACUGUGUCGACAUCGUCAUACCACUCCUUGAGCUUCGACCUGGCCAGGAGAGGAUGGGUCGUUGGGAACUUUCCUCCAGGUAUAAAUUCCAAGUCGAGUCUUGGGAAGUUUUAUGUUGCAAUCCCUAAUUGGGACGAAGACAUCCCAAAGUAUAUGAUUGUAUUCUCAUCUGAGUCUGCACAUCCUGAUAAUGGCUUCUGCAUAUCAAAGAAACGUUGCAUCCUCGCCCGUUUCCACCCGACUUUCACGAAGGGUCCUUCUCGAGCCAAGGCCCGCUCACGCGCCGUCCCAAGCACGCCAUUACCUCAUGGAGGCGCGCAGCUAGGUCGGCGUCUAUCCGCGCAUGUUCUUUUUCCUCUCAACCUUCAUGGCCAACCCGAUUCGCUCACCCUGGAUGACGGAACGUUGUACAACGUCCACCGCUACUUUUUCGAGACGUACGCGCCGAAUUUCCCAUACGAGUACCUAUACAAUGAGGGGUUCGCACCCAUCAAGCUCCCCGGCGUGUCCAGCGUCGACUUCCAGCGAUUCUUGACCAUCAUCUACCCCACAAAGCUCGGCAAAUACGACAUAAAGACUGUCGACGAGUGGACCUCUGUCCUUCGCCUUGCUACUAAGUGGUCUAUCGAAAGCCUGCGCACCCUCGCCGCGGAGGAGAUCGUGCCUCAGGCAUCUCCUUUCGACAAAGUCUCCGUCGCUCGCGAGUUCGAGCUGGGACGGGACUGGCUUGUCCCAGCCUUCGUCGACAUCUGCGCGAGGCCGCAGUGGCUGAACUGUGCGGAGGCGGAGCGCCUGGGACUACCCACGGUCGUCGAGAUUGGUAGGAUCAGAGAAGAGGUGCGCACGUCAGGGCCCACCUUUGACGUUCAUGCCGCCAUCCGCGCGAGCGAGAUCCUGGCUCCCGGAGGGCGUGAAGAGGCGCAGAGCAUCGGUGAUAUUCCACAAGUAACCUCGACGACCGCUUCUUCUACAUCCAAAGUCUCAGUUUCUGCGCCCAACAUCUCUCUUGCCGCUCAUGUACCGUCUCCAGUAUCUUCGCCGCCGCCCUCUUCGCUCGACUCCGUACCGUCCGAGUCAUUGAGCCCUGCCGACCAGCUCGCCUACGAUGCUCUCCGCAUCGCAGAAGUCGCAGAGGAGGAUAGCUUUGAUGAUAUGCCGCUCAACCGUGCUCUCUUUGCCUCACAUCUGGCACGUAGACUGACGGAUCAAAAGUCACCGUCUGCCCUACGCCACGGGGAGUGGCGGCAAUCACGCGUGGACGAGAUCGCUCGCGAGGUGAUUGGAUCGGUACGCCCUCCUGAAGAGCCCCACUAUUUGAACGUCACAAGCCCUGACGCCUAUCGGGCACUGAGCACGGUGCAAGAACGCCUUAGCUAUCUUCUCGCCGCAAAGCUGCCUGUGCGGGGCUCGGCCCCCAGGCCCGUUCGCGAAGACAAAUUGACCGUGUCUUCUAUGUCGUGGAAGGCGUAUGAUCAUAUUACAUUCGAGCUUCGGAGGGAAGGGUGGAUCGUUGGGGGUGCUUUAGGCAAAAAUGGGCACGGCCGCAUCUACAUAGCAAUUCCAAACCGCGAUGAGGACAUCCCCAAGUACACUAUAUAG
Molecule: messenger RNA, 3099 nt
Organism: Schizophyllum commune H4-8
Lineage: Eukaryota; Fungi; Basidiomycota; Agaricomycetes; Agaricales; Schizophyllaceae
Exons: 8
Coding region: 1-3099 (1032 amino acids)
Source: RefSeq, a predicted model, not a curated record